AACGUCACCGAAAGAAGCUUAAAGUCCAGUCCGGCAGUGAAUGAGUUGUUGCUCAACACUAUGGACGUACUACAUAUAAUGCUGAGUGGGAAUGAAACAGCACUUCGGGAAUCCAGGUUACCUGCAAAGAGGCAUUUAUGUGGCAGUAUACUUGUAGAUGGCGAGUGGACAGCUGUCGAGGGAGGAGGCGUUGGCGUGCUCGGAGUGCCGGCAUGCAUGCCAUGUGAUGCUUUACUCUGACACGAAAACUCAGCUGUUUGGGAGAAUUCCCAUCAGACAUAUCAUACUGAUGCAGAUGCGCUUUGACGGUCUGCUGGGUUUCCCUGGCGGGCUCGUUAACCCAGCAGAGGAGACCCUGGAGGCGGGCCUCAGCAGGGAAUUGUUGGAGGAGGUGGGCGUGGCUCUUCCUGUAUCAGUAGAAGAUCAUGUGGCCACUUGCUUUGCCCCUGCUUCAUCCCCCUCCUCCUCAUCCUCUCGUCUUAUCCUUCACUUCUACGUGAAGAAGAUUGAGGAGGAGCAGAUUAGGGAGGUGGAGAGAGCAGCUGCAUCCACUGCAACAGAUCAUGGACUUGAGGUUCUGGGGAUGGUCAGAGUUCCGCUCUACACCAUGAAAGGCGGGGGAGGCCUUGGGCUUUUCAUGUCGCACACGUUCAUCGGCAACGCUCGUUCCCAGCUGGUCGACGCUCUGCUGCGCUUCAACCUGAUCGCCCCCAAGGAUUUGCACAAGGCCCUCACACACUCUCUGAAGAAACAUGCACACACCGCAGAAGACCUGAAAGCGGCCCUUGCCCUUACAGAGGCGAAGAGGAAAUGGUGUUGAAACACACCUGCACAUGCAUCAGAACAUCCUCUCAAGCAUACCCAUAAGAUUCAGUUUGGCCAUCAGCAACACAAUCCUUCACUCACACACUUAAUCCUACACACACAAACACACACUCUCACACUCAUACUGAUUCUGAGCUGGUGACUCAUAAUUGCCUGCUGUGCAUCAAGCAGUUUGGGGAAAACAUUAUCAACUCCUUUACCAUUAAUGGAAAUAAAGUCAUUCACAGUGACUGUCAUA
This is a messenger RNA of Lates calcarifer (barramundi perch), 1063 nucleotides long. RefSeq names its product U8 snoRNA-decapping enzyme. The coding region runs from base 158 to 820 and encodes 220 amino acids. Gene Ontology annotation, cellular component: nucleus. Gene Ontology annotation, biological process: mRNA catabolic process; sno(s)RNA catabolic process. The transcript has 5 exons. The record is from RefSeq and is a predicted model, not a curated record. Gene Ontology annotation, molecular function: snoRNA binding; phosphodiesterase decapping endonuclease activity. NCBI's taxonomy places the organism in Eukaryota, Metazoa, Chordata, Actinopteri, Centropomidae.